Molecule: messenger RNA, 3034 nt
Organism: Nomascus leucogenys (northern white-cheeked gibbon)
Lineage: Eukaryota; Metazoa; Chordata; Mammalia; Primates; Hylobatidae
Gene: ACOT9
Product: acyl-CoA thioesterase 9
Exons: 17
Coding region: 1664-2803 (379 amino acids)
Biological process (GO): acyl-CoA metabolic process
Cellular component (GO): mitochondrion
Molecular function (GO): fatty acyl-CoA hydrolase activity
Source: RefSeq, a predicted model, not a curated record
CCAAAUCACUGAGGGAGAUUCACUGAGGGAGCUACCCACUCUGGGUCUCUUCUCCACGGAGAGCUGGACACUUACUGGGACAACCUGCCUGCGGAAAGGAGCUACCUACCCACUUCAAGUUUCCCGAGAGCUGUUCUGUCACUCAAUAAGGCUCCUCUCCGCCUUGUUCACCCUCUAGUUGUCCGCGUACCUCAUUCUUCCUGGAUGUGGGACGAGAACUCAGGACCCAAUGAAUGGUGGGACUGAAAGAGCAGUAACACAAACAGGGCUGAAAUACGCCCUCCUCCCCUCCCCAUGCCCCCGCGACUUGCCACGUUGCGGGUGAUGUGAAGGAGAGAAGUGCUGUGGCCCUUCAGGGAGCCCAGACCUAGGGGAUCCCUGAGCCAGGGCUGCGACACCCUCUAUGGGGCUCUGCGGUUUCUGGUAUCUUCAAACUUCCGGGCACCACUGCAUUCCCCUUGUCCAGACACAGUGCCCACAGCAGAAGCCGCUUGUGGUUCAUCAGAUCCAGCUGCAGACUUGCAUGGAACCGGCACCUUUGCCGGCGCCUGGAGCUGCCUGCCCGGCUGCAGCAGCUGGUGUGUCUGGCUGUGCGCAGUGGCCAGACCCUGCGUUUGCUCGCCUGCACACCCCUCGCUGUUCCGUGCCCGGCUCACUCUUGGCAGGCGUGGAAUCCUGGCUGGUAGCAUGAGCUGAGCGCAGCCUGCCAGGCCACGUCAGUGGAACAAGCCUAGCGGGCCUGAUCAAAACUCAGGCAAAGGCACCACUGGUCACAGAGCUUUCUAGCUGGAAAAGCAACACCCGAAGGAUCCCGUGACACAAUCAACAUGCUAGGAGAUCCCUGCCACCCUGAGAGGCUGCAGGAAGCUGCCUCCAUCCAGGCCUUUUCACAGAAGGAGAAUUGCAGAGACCAUAGGAUUUUUCUACUCACAGGAACAGAUGGUGUCCGGUCAGGAAGAUAAAAUGCUUCAAGGAAAGUGCAAUACGGAUUAUAAUACUGAUGAUCUGAGACUCUGAUAAUGACUCUGAGAUGAUUCCCAAUUCUGUGAUGAAUCAUCUCAGAAUGACUCUGAGAUGAUGAUUCCUGAUUCUACGAUGAUUGAGGCAGAUCUCACUGGUUGGUGAAUCUAGUUGGUAAAGCUGAGGCAUCACAAUACCUUCAUUUCUUUCUGAGGAAAGCUAAAGGCGAAAGAAUUCAUCACUAAAACUGUACUAUGAGAAAUGCUAAAAGAAGUUGUUCAGACUGACAGAAAAUUAUACCAGAUGGACACUUGAAUUUACCCAAAGGAAUGAAGAGCACCAGAAAUGGCAAAUGUGUGGUCUUACUGUAUCUUUAUGUCAGUGUCAUACCAAGGACAAGACAGCAGAAAUGGUCCACUCCAGUUGCAGACAGUAAAGACCCUGUAGCUCCAGCAUCAGCUUACCAUUCUGGUUUUGAAUUUCAUGCUUAUUACUGUCCUGUCAUCACCUACUGUUUCCAUGGUAGACUGGACUAAGAGAUGGGCUUCGUGCCUUGGGCAAGGGGCAGCUUACUCCUGGAAGAGGACUGACUCAAGGACCCCAGAACCCCAAGAAACAGGGAAUCUUCCACAUUCAUGAAGUUCGAGAUAAGUUGCGGGAGAUAGUAGGAGCAUCCACAAACUGGAGAGACCAUGUGAAGGCAAUGGAAGAAAGGAAGUUACUUCAUAGUUUCUUGGCUAAAUCACAGGAUGGACUGCCUCCUAGGAGAAUGAAGGACAGUUAUAUUGAAGUUCUCUUGCCUUUGGGCAGUGAGCCUGAAUUACGAGAGAAAUAUUUGACUGUUCAAAACACCGUAAGAUUUGGCAGGAUUCUUGAGGAUCUUGACAGCUUGGGAGUUCUUAUUUGUUACAUGCACAACAAAAUCCAUUCAGCCAAGAUGUCUCCUUUAUCGAUAGUUACAGCCCUGGUGGAUAAGAUUGAUAUGUGUAAGAAGAGCUUGAGUCCAGAACAGGACAUUAAGUUCAGUGGCCAUGUUAGCUGGGUCGGGAAGACAUCCAUGGAAGUGAAGAUGCAAAUGUUCCAGUUACAUGGUGAUGAAUUUUGUCCUGUUUUGGAUGCAACAUUUGUAAUGGUGGCUCGUGAUUCUGAAAAUAAAGGGCCGGCAUUUGUAAACCCACUCAUCCCUGAAAGCCCAGAGGAAGAGGAGCUCUUUAGACAAGGAGAAUUGAACAAGGGGAGAAGAAUUGCCUUCAGCUCCACGUCGUUACUGAAAAUGGCCCCCAGCGCUGAGGAGAGGACCACCAUACAUGAGAUGUUUCUCAGCACACUGGAUCCAAAGACUAUAAGUUUUCGGAGUCGAGUUUUGCCCCCUAAUGCAGUGUGGAUGGAGCAUUCAAAACUGAAGAGUUUGGAAAUUUGCCACCCUCAGGAGCGGAACAUUUUCAAUCGGAUCUUUGGUGGUUUCCUUAUGAGGAAAGCAUAUGAACUUGGGUGGGCUACCGCUUGUAGCUUCGGUGGUUCUCGACCGUUUGUGGUAGCAGUAGAUGACAUCAUGUUUCAGAAACCUGUUGAGGUUGGCUCAUUGCUCUUUCUUUCUUCGCAGGUAUGCUUUACUCAGAAUAAUUACAUUCAAGUCAGAGUACACAGUGAAGUGGCCUCCCUGCAGGAGAAGGAGCAUACAACCACCAAUGUCUUUCAUUUCACGUUCAUGUCGGAAAAAGAAGUGCCAUUGGUUUUCCCCAAAACAUAUGGAGAGUCCAUGUUGUACUUAGAUGGGCAGCGGCAUUUCAACUCCAUGAGUGGCCCAGCGACCUUGAGAAAGGACUACCUUGUGGAGCCCUAGGAACACCACAUUUGUUGAAAACUAGCACUCCACCCACAGUGACGUGGUAUCUGAUGAAGACCUGAUCGAGUGUAUUGAUUUUAGUGUUGCUUCGUGUCCUCCAUACAGGAGGAGGAUGUAUUCAGCCUUUAGGAUGAUCAGAAAAGCAGAAAGAGAGUGGCCAGAUGGGCUGAGGGGAGAAAGAAUUAUUAAACAAUAAAUACUUUCAAAACAAUUUUAAUUGUGAACCUA